CGCAUGCGUGGAAGAGUCCGGUCGGCCCGCAGCUGACACCUCUCGCUUGUGUCAGCGAAAAGCAGACGGUUCGUAGCAGGCCGGCAACGUGCUGAGCGGGCCCGGCAGAGGGGAACCAACCGACGGGGGCGCUGUGGACGGGAUCAUGCACGGCUGGGCGCUGUGGACGGUGCUGGGCGCCUUGUGCCUGCACUGCGGGCUGGGAGCGGAUGACAUCGUGGUGGGGUGCGGGGGGUUCGUGAAAUCGGACGUGGACAUCAACUAUUCGCUGAUCGAGAUAAAGUUAUACACCAAGCAGGGCACAUUAAAAUACCAGACGGACUGCGCGCCCAAUAACGGAUACUUCAUGAUUCCUCUUUACGACAAGGGGGAUUUUGUUCUGAAGAUUGAGCCUCCCCUAGGGUGGAGUUUUGAACCAACGAGUGUUCCCCUUCACGUGGAUGGAGUGAGCGACAUUUGUACAAAAGGGGAAGAUGUCAAUUUUGUUUUUACUGGGUUUUCAGUCAGCGGAAAGGUUCUUAGUAGGAACCAGCAUUUGGGUCCGGCUGGAGUGCAGAUUGCGAUGAGAAGGGCGGGGAGCGCCGGGAACCUGCAGACAACGGUCACUCAACCUGGCGGGAAGUUUUCCUUUAAUAAAGUGCUUCCAGGAAACUAUGAGAUUGUUGCAUCUCACCCCACUUGGAACUUAAAAGAGGCAACAACGAUAGUUCAAGUGAAAAAUUCCAAUGCCCAAACAUCAAGCCCACUCCUUGUCGCUGGCUAUGAUGUGACUGGUUCUGUACGUAGUGAUGGCGAGCCGAUGAAAGGCGUCAUGUUUCUGUUGUUCUCACCAUCCACCAGCCGAGAGGAUAUUUUGGGCUGCAAUCUGUCACCCGUCGAGGGCUAUAAGGGAAAAGAUGAAUCGGUUUCAUACCUGUGUCAUGCGACCUCUAAAGAAGACGGAUCCUUUACUUUCUUGUCUCUGCCAAGUGGGGAUUACAGCGUGAUCCCAUAUUACAGGGGAGAGAGGAUCACAUUUGACGUUGCUCCAUCCAGGCUGGAUUUCACCGUAGAACACGACAGUCUUAAAUUAGAGCCGGUCUUUCAUGUCAUGGGAUUUUCCGUCACUGGACGCGUACUGAACGGGCCAGAAGGUGAAGGUGUUGCGGACGCUGUUGUUACUCUCAACAACCAGAUGAAAGUUAUGACUAAUGCUGAUGGAUCCUUCCGUCUGGAGAACAUGACUGCCGGUACAUACAGUAUUGAUGCACAAAAGGACCAUAUAUUCUUUGAUACACUCACUGUGAAGAUUGCCCCAAACACUCCGCAGCUUGCUGAUAUCAUAGUGGCAAGAUUCAGUGUAUGUGGAGACAUUUCCAUCACAAAUUUCCCCGAAAGUAUUAAGACGAUGAGUAAAUACAAAGUUAUAUUGACUUCACAAGACAAGGAAAGGGCAUCUGUCCUGACCACAGAAUCGGAUUCUCAUGGAGCCUUCUGCUUCCAGGCUAGAAGAGGAUCCUAUAAUAUAAAGGUCUCUAUUCCAGAAGCUGAGGCUAAAGCUGGGCUGGCAUUGAAGCCGGCUGUGUUCCCUGUGACUGUAACAGACAAACCUGUAAUGGAUGUGUCAUUCUCCCAAUUUAUGGCUUCUGUUUCUGGCAAAGUAUCUUGUCUUGAUAUAUGUGGGGAUCUGACUGUAACAUUGCAGUCUGUGAGUCGACAGAGAGAGAAACGUUCUGUACAGGUCUCCAGCAGAACAGAGGGAGUGACUUUCACUUUUGAGGACGUUUUACCUGGCAAAUAUAAAGCGAGUAUCAUCCAGGAAGAUUGGUGCUGGAAGAACAAGUCUCUGGAGUUUGAGGUUACAGAAGAUGACAUUGCUGGGAUUGAGUUCAGACAAACUGGUUACAUGCUUAGAUGCUCCCUUUCUCAUGGUAUCACACUGGAAUUUUACCAAGACGGAAAUGCUCCAGAGCAUGUUGGUGUAUACAAUCUUACUAAGGGAGUCAAUAGAUUCUGCCUAUCAAAACCAGGUGUUUACAAAGUCACCCCGAGAUCCUGCCAUCGCUUCGAACACGCUUAUUACACAUAUGAUACGUCCUCCCCUAGUAUCCUUACCCUGACAGCAGUUCGACAUCACGUCCAUGGGACGAUAACAGCUGAUAAACUAAUGGAUGUGACCGUCACUAUUAAAUCCUCCAUAGACACUGAACCAGCACUGGUGUUAGGACCUCUAAAAUCUAUUGAAGAGACCCGGCGAGAGCAGCAGUUAGCAGAGAUUGAGGCUCGUAGGUUGGAGCGAGCUAAAGCUGAUGCCCAAGAGACUGAUAUACAGCCGCCUGUUCAAGAGGUUGUAGAGGAGCUUCAGGGGCCCUUUACAUAUGAAUUCUCUUACUGGGCAAGAUCUAGUGAGAAGAUCACAGUGACGCCUUCAUCUAAAGAACUUCUCUUCUACCCCCCCUCUGUGGAGACUGUUGUCAGUGGAGAAAGUUGUCCGGGAAAGCUCAUAGAGAUUCAUGGGAAAGCCGGCUUGUUUCUGGAUGGACAGAUCCACCCGGAAUUAGAGGGUGUUGAAAUUGUGAUCAGUGAGAAAGGAGUAGCUUCACCUCUCAUUACUGUUUUCACUGAUGAUAAAGGAUCAUACAGUGUGGGACCUUUACACAGUGACCUAGAGUACACAAUUUCUGCUCAGAAAGAAGGCUUUGUGCUGACUGCCAUUGAUGGAACCGUGGGAGACUUCAAUGCUUUCGCCCUUGCAGGAGUUACAUUUGAGAUCCGGUCAGAAGAUGACCAGCCCCUGGCUGGAGUUCUCUUAUCUCUUAGUGGUGGAAUGUUCCGUUCCAAUCUCCUCACCCAGGACAACGGGAUGUUGACUUUCUCAAACCUGAGCCCUGGUCAGUAUUACUUUAAACCCAUGAUGAAGGAGUUUCGUUUCGAGCCUUCCUCUCAGAUGAUAGAGGCACAAGAAGGACAGAGCCUAAAGAUUAAAAUCACUGGUUACAGAACGGCUUACAGUUGUUAUGGGACCAUAUCCUCUCUAAAUGGUGAACCGGAGCAAGGAGUGUCAGUGGAAGCUAUGGGUCAGAAUGAUUGCUCGAUUUAUGGUGAAGACACAGUCACGGAUGAGGAGGGCAAAUUCAGACUUCGAGGUUUAAGGCCUGGCUGUGUCUACCAUGUCCAGCUGAAGUCUGAAGGGAAUGAUCAUAUUGAACGUGCCUUGCCUCCAUAUCGGGCAAUACCGGUUGGCGAUAGCGAUAUAGAAGAUAUGAACAUUAUUGCUUUCCGUCAAAUCAACCAGUUUGAUCUGAGUGGGAAUGUAAUAACGUCACCUGAUCACCUGUCUACUCUGUUGGUAAAGCUGUAUAAGAGUGAAAAUUUGGACAACCCAAUACAGUCUGUAUCUCUAGGACAAUCCCUGUUUUUCCAUUUCCCACCUCUACUUCGAGAUGGAGAGACCUAUGUGGUACAGCUGGGGUCUACCCUACCUAAAUCUCAGUAUGACUACACGCUGCCGCAGAUUUCGUUCAGCACCCAGGGAUACCACAAGCACAUCACGUUCACCUUCAAUCCCACGAGAAAAUUACCAGAACAGGAUGUUGUUCAGGGCUCCUACCUGGCGCUUCCUCUGACCUUACUGCUGCUGUUGGCUGGUUACAAGUACGACAAGCUGAUUCCCUUGCUGCUCCAGUUGACAAGCCGUCUGCAAGGAGUUUAUGCUCUCGGACAGACAGGAGCUGACACUGCCAACCCAGAGGAUGCAAAAAGACUUCAAAAAAGACAAAAGACACGGAGGACGUGAAGAAGAGGUACCGUGGUGUGAAGCGACAUCAAAGUCAUGCUCCAGACCCUUGGGACAUGUUAUGGAAACUCUCCUUGGUUUGAAAGAAAUCACAGACUUCAAACACAGUUUCUGCGCACAACAUGAUCCUGUUUUAUAACAAACUUGUUUUGUACAUUGUGCGUGUAUAGAAACAGAUCCUGGAACAUGAUUUAACUUGGAAAUGAAGAAAUUUGACCACUUUUUUUUUUGUAAUUUUUCCACUGGAGAUAACUUAUUUUUUAUCAUUGCUGAAAUACUUGAUGGCCGACGACUUGUCCAUAAAGCAGAAUAAUUUUAUCUUCAUCAUUGAUUUCCCAAUAAAGAAUAACAUGGUUUCCCUUUCUA
This is a messenger RNA of Hyla sarda, 4141 nucleotides long. RefSeq names its product BOS complex subunit NOMO3-like. Gene Ontology annotation, cellular component: endoplasmic reticulum membrane. The record is from RefSeq and is a predicted model, not a curated record. The transcript is spliced from 31 exons. NCBI's taxonomy places the organism in Eukaryota, Metazoa, Chordata, Amphibia, Anura, Hylidae. Gene Ontology annotation, molecular function: carbohydrate binding. The coding region runs from base 146 to 3775 and encodes 1209 amino acids.